Molecule: messenger RNA, 1645 nt
Organism: Dreissena polymorpha
Lineage: Eukaryota; Metazoa; Mollusca; Bivalvia; Myida; Dreissenidae
Exons: 3
Coding region: 113-1144 (343 amino acids)
Source: RefSeq, a predicted model, not a curated record
ACUGACACAACGUUGGUUGCCACAGAACAACAAGACAAGUUAUCCAGUGUGUACAAACAACUGCACACCGCACGUGAAAACCUUGAACGGUCUUAUCUAGAAGUUGUACAGAAUGUCAAACGAUAUACACCGGAUCCGAAAUGAGCAAAACCAAAAUAUGCUCGCAGCCAAAGCUAUUGUAAGAACAUUUGAAGACAUGUUAAAGAAGCUAGAAAAAGAUCAUUCACGGCAAAUUGAUAUGCAAGCAUUACAAAAUCGUGUGCAGGAAUUUGAGGAGUCACUGAAAACAGUAACUGAAAUAAAUAACAACAAGCAAUUGGUGGAAAACAUUGUUAAUCAGCAUUCAGAACUGGUCACAUCGUGGAUGAGCGUAUGGUUCACUGAAAGAGAACAAAGUAUGCAAUCCAAACUUCGAAGUCAGGCCAUAGAAAUGAUUGCGAUGGGUGUGCAACUAACGAAAUACAAGUUCCUUGCCUCCAUAGAAUUUGAACAGUUAGAAAAAGACCUACUCGAAAUGAUUCAAUCGCUUCCCGCCAAACUAAAGGAAGGAGUUGUUGUAGAACAAUUUAUUGAAAUAAACGAGACAGUACUAGCCAUUCUUCGAAAGAUCAGCCGAGGACUGCGGCACAAGGAAAAACUAAAGGUUUUGAAAAAGUAUGUCUGGGAAGAUCAUGACCCACUUAAAGCAGACAUGGAUCGUGAUCAGUCGUAUUUUUUAGCUGGUAUAAUAUACAAGGAGAUUCAAACCAGCCGCAAACUUAUCCCAGUUGAUCAGUUUAUAUCUGACCUUCUUCUCGAUGUCGGCAGAGACGAUCUGAGGAGAAUGUACUGUAGGUUAAUGAAAACGAGCUUCUCCGUUCGUCCGCAAACACCGACGAACUCACCGCCCGUGACGAGCACUGAAAAUCCACAAAUGUGGGCCGUCGUUACUAAAAUGGCCGGCGAAAUGAGCGAAAUACAUCAGCGUAUGACGUCCAUUGUUGGCAACUUCAAUACCGGGGAAGAGAUACCGCUGUUUGGUUCAAAACAUUUCCAGACAAGGGAGUCUUCUUCGGAUCAGCUCGCAGUUUGGUUCGAAAUACUUCCAGGCAAGGGAUCCUUCUACGGAUCGCGGGCGGACCCAGAGGCAAUCCAAUUCUUUUGAGUCGGUGUCGAAGUAAGUAUUAAAUGCAUUAAUAGUGAAAUUCCAGGGAGUUUUACCAAUCAACAUACUUCAAUGAAGUUAUAGAAGUUUUUUUUCAAUUCAUCAUAAACUCAAUCGAGUUAAAAACUGGCUCGGAACCGUUGUUAAUCAUUGCCGCAAACACUGUUAUGGUUGCGGGGCAGUUUUUCUUAUAUAUAUGUGUUCCAUUGACAUAUCAGAAAAGAUUUUAAAUGGUUCUUGGUAAACAAUGAUGUCAUGAGCCACUUGAUUACCUAAACACCUGACCAGCAAGCUCGUUUAUUGUUUGCUAUAUAUUGUGAAUGUUUAAUUUAUGUUACGAUUAUACAGUUGUUGCUUUAAACGUAUUUUACGUCAAUGUCCUAACACAAAACGUUGUAAAUUUGAUUUGAUAAUUUGUCAAAAGUUCCAUAGUUCUAUAUACAAUUGGUAUAAUAAAUAGUGUUAACGAUAUUGAUAAUUUCGUAAGUUCAGUACAAUCGU